AUGUGGUCAUCCAUCCUCGGAACGUCCUUUCUUUUUGCUUGUCUAGUUCAAGCUCGCGAACCAGGGCCGAUCUUGUUACCAGCAAGUGGAUGGUCCGGAAUCGAUGGCAAUUGGUCAACUAUCUCGCUUUCCCUUGGUUCGAAUUCACAGCAAGUUGAAGUUCUUGUGAGCACGGCUCUUUCCGAAUUCUGGGCAGUUGGGUCUGGAGGAUGUCUACCCAAAGAACCUCACUGUACCGCCGCUCGAGGAGGUGUCUAUAACCCUCAAGAGUCUAGUGAUUGGAGCCCAUUGGGCAUCUGGCAGCUAGGCCUCAACUAUCUUGGCUAUGGAGGAAAUGGGGAUUAUGGCCGUGAUCGUAUCAGCAUGCGAAGCCCUCUUAGCGAUACGCCCUACGCCAUGGAUGAUGUGUUGAUAGCAACAAUCAACACCACCAGCUACUUGCAUGGACUCUUUGGUUUGGGCAUCACUCAGGGCAAUUUCAACGGCACUGUUGCAGAUUCGCCGUUAACUCAAGCAGUCGCGCAAUAUGGAUUGAUUCCAAGCUACAGCUUCGGAUACACAGCUGGUGCAUACUAUAGGAACACACCGGUCUCGCUGACACUCGGAGGCGUCGAACCGUCCCGAUAUCAGGAGCAUGAUAAUGUCUUCACACUGACCCAGGAAGAUAACCUAGAACGACCUUUAGUUCGUGGUAUUGAAAUAACGCCACCCGAUGGCCAGGAUGCUCCCGAUUCCUGGGAAUCCGAACAACUCUUACUGUCCCAGUGGAACUCAUCCUUCUAUGCCAUCAUUGAUAGCACUACUCCAUAUCUAUGGCUACCAGAGAGUGUUUGCGAUCAGUUUGCUCAAGCCCUCAACUUGACAUACAACAAUACUUUUGACCUUUAUACUGUUAGCAACGACCAAUAUCGCGCCUAUAAGAAUGACGAAUCAUUCAGCCUUACGUUUGUACUUUCUAGUUUCGACGACAACGACAACUUUGGCGAUCCCUAUGAUGUGUCGGGUAUAGUUAAUAUCACCAUACCUCUUAGAGCCUUUGUGGGAUUGUUGCAAUACCCAUUCAUGCAGCAUACUAUCGAAUACGGCGACCCAGCAAUCCCUUACUUCAUGCUCCGAAAGGCGCAGGACAGCGCGGCGUAUAUCCUAGGACGAUCGUUUUUGCAGGAGUCGUACCUCAUCACUAAAUAUGACGAGGGCGUCUUCUCUAUACACCAGGCUCUCUUCCCAGAUGAACCAUUUGAUGACUCCGAGUUAUCCCCAAUUAAGCAGUCUGACAACAGCCCGUAUCCUCCACCGAAAUCAAACGAUUCCAAAAGCGGCCUUUCAGAUAUACAGGUGGUGGGAAUAGGAGUAGGGGUUGGCCUAGGAGUCUUUGCUGUUUGCGUGACAGCCUUGGCAGUGUGGCUAUACUUCAGACGAAAACGCAAGGCUGCAGCUGGAGGCAACAACCUGUCGGAGGAGGACCAAGGCCCGUCCUCGAGCGUUGCAUCGCAGUCGCCGAAGUCUCCUCUGUCCCUCUUGUUCUCCAAGGUUUUUGGUCGCAGUGACGCGACUCAGCAAGGUAAAGGAGCUGCCUGCGAUGGGGAAAAAGCUGUUGAAGCACCGGAUACACAGAUUCAUGAAAUGCUAGCCCCGAUCCCGCCAGCAGAACUUGAUGCGGAUGAUAGUAUGUCAUGGAACGACGAUACUGAGCUAGGAACUGACAACUCCAACAACAUGAGUGCAUAUGAAAUGGCCAGGAAAAAGAUGGAAAGACAACUUCAGGGCCCAGUGCCAUCAUAUACUCCCCGUGCUGAUGGCGCAGAGAUGCCCCCAGAGAAAGCGAUAUACCAGCCAAAUCCAGCAAAUGCCCCCCCCGCAGCCCUGCAACUAUCACCGUCUGGAUCUUUGAAGACAAACCGGGAAGAAAACUCGAAUCCAAGCUCCAUACCAUUACCAUCACCAUUGACCACACGCUUCGACGCAAAUGGCCACCCCAUCAAUACGCCAUCUCCAUCUAUGGUAGUGAUGCCUGUAUCACCAACUAAUGAAGGCAACAACUCAUCACCAAACUCGCCUCUCUCCACAGAUUCCGACCAUCACACCAUCAACUCCAUGACAAUGGGCAGAUCCUCCUCCGAUAGGGAAUCUCACUCACCGAAAUCAACCACGAACAUACCAGAGCGGACAGUCCAACGGGCACCAAUUGACCCAUCAAAGGUUGUGUUUCUAGGAGCACUACCUGAAGACGCUCGGUUUACUCGCCAUGCUGAGCCGCACCCUGCAUUGGACCCCGGCGACUCUUCGCAACGCCGGGGCACUUUUGAUACUCUGGGAAGCAAUUUCACUGUCGAAGAAGAAAGACAUAGUACAGAAGACUCAACAACACGUUUGGAAUUGGGUACGAAUGAAUCAUUUGUUGAAGCUGUGAGAGACCAUUCACAGUUGAAUUCUCCAACAGACCAACCUGACACUUCACGGAGUCCAGAGCGUAUCAAUCCAGGCGAGGACUUGAUUCACGUACCGCAACUGGCCGAGAGGCGAUACAGCUGGGAGUAA
This is a messenger RNA of Fusarium sp. VM40, 2538 nucleotides long. Lineage: Eukaryota; Fungi; Ascomycota; Sordariomycetes; Hypocreales; Nectriaceae. The record is from the annotation of a GenBank genome assembly.